Gigantopelta aegis is the source of this 5205-nucleotide messenger RNA. RefSeq lists its product as uncharacterized. Gene Ontology annotation, cellular component: mitochondrial inner membrane. Bases 176 to 3727 code for a protein of 1183 amino acids. Gene Ontology annotation, molecular function: choline dehydrogenase activity; flavin adenine dinucleotide binding. The record is from RefSeq and is a predicted model, not a curated record. NCBI's taxonomy places the organism in Eukaryota, Metazoa, Mollusca, Gastropoda, Neomphalida, Peltospiridae. The transcript is spliced from 5 exons.
CGAAGCUAAAUAUUACUCCGCUCAUUGGCCGCAAGCUUGUCAGUCAGAAGAGAAAACAGCUGAUCGAUGUCAUUAUUCAAUUGGUGUGGAUGCCAUACUUGUAUGAGAACUGUGUGAUAUUUGAUGAGAACUGUGUGACAUCCGAUGAGAACUGUGUGACAUCCGAUGUGCCAUCAUGAGGAAUGUGACCAGCAUGAUCUGCAGGGCGACCUGUCUGUACAGAAGAACCUUGUUACUGCAAGCAUCUCAGUCAGGUGCUCUGCGUCACCAAGUAGCAUUAUGCAGCUCACACACCGCUACCGAGAAACCACGACGACGGGAGCUGCUUUUGGAGACCGUAAAGAGUGUAGACGUGGAAGGAAGCCAGACGAAUGCUGAGCUCGUGAUAUUCGACAAGGAUGGAACACUCAUCUGUUUCCACACCAUGUGGGUUCCAUGGAUGCAGCAGGUUGCCUCAAAAAUUGCGGCAAAGAGUGGCCUUGACAUUGAAGAGAAGAUUUUCGACACUCUGGGUUUCUGCCAGGACACGAAGCGCGUGUUUCCUGGUCUCCUGGCUGAGUCGACGGGGCCCCAGAUCAAGGACGUGCUGACCGAAGUGCUGGUGGAGGAAGGAAUGGAGAAGACUCUGGCUCGUCAGACUAUAGAAGAGAGCUGUAGCGAGGGAGACACGGGACAUCCCGACAAACUGAGAGCUGUCUCCGACAUCCGCAUGCUGUUCAGAAUCCUAAAAUCGGAGAACAUCAAGAUAGCCAUCUGCACGUCGGAUAACCGGAAGGGCACUGUGGCCACGCUGGAGAAACUGAAACUCUGUGAAUACAUCGACUACAUCGUGUGUGGAGACGACCCGAACACGCUGCCCAAACCGGACCCCCACAAUGCCUGGAAGAUCUGCGGCCAUCUGAACGUGGAUCCUCUGAGCGCCGUGAUGGUUGGCGACACCCAGGCCGAUGUCGGGAUGGGCUACAACGCCAAGCUGGGCUGGAGUAUCGGCGUGCUCAGUGGGAUAGGCGACACGGAAGACCUGAUGCCCGAGGCCGACCAUGUGGUGAAGGAUGUGAAGGACAUCCUUCCUCUGAUUCUGGCAGACGACCGGUGGAAGGAUUACUACGCCUACUUCAAGGAUGACCGUGUGCUGGUUGAGCCACUUGAUGAUGCUCUCAUCAAGGAGAAGAAUUUGAAGAACGUGUCGGCCGUUAUUGUCGAUCUGAACGGAACGCUGUUGUGUAUGCAUGCCAGGUACACGGACUGGGUAGAGAAACUCUGUAACAGACUGGAAACGAUGACCAGCCUUGACCUCAGUACGAAGGUGCAUUCGGUGCUUGGCGCCUGUCAGGACUCGAAGCGGAUCAAGAGCGGCCUGAUAGCGGAGGGUCGACCGCCGCAGGUGAAAUCGGCCCUUGUCGAGCUGCUCAUUUCAGAGGGGAUGUUCUAUGAAGAGGCCAUCCUGAUCGUGAACCAGGCAUGGAGUGAGUGUCAGUCCGUGCUCCGGGCCUCGCCCAAACUGCUCGACACAGACGUGAAGCAGUUCUUCCAGACCCUGAAGAGGAAUCGAGUGAAGAUCGCCGUCUGCACGGAGGACAUGCGGGAGAACGCGGUGAAGGACCUUUUAGAGCUGGGCGUCCUCAAGUACGUCGACAUGAUGGUCUGUGGAGACGACCCUCACAGCCAGCCCAAGCCGUCCGCCCACAACGCCUUGCUCAUCUGCGACCAGCUGGGCGUGAAGCCGUCGGAGACCGUUGUCAUUGGCGACACUGUGGCCGAUCUGCACAUGGGCGAGCAGGCGAAUGUCAAGGCCAAGAUUGGAGUCCUGACUGGGGUGGGAUCUAAGUCGGAGCUGAAACCACACGCAGACCACAUUGUGGAGAGCAUCAGCGAUGUGUUGCAGCACAUUGUCCAGCAUCCCAAGCACGACGACAACGGCGAAGAUCUUGAUGGCAAAGACAAGGACUUGGUGGGACAUUCUGGUAACAAUGUACGUAGUAGACCGGGUGCAAUCAGAUCUUUUGUUCAGUCUGUUAGAACAUUCAGUACCUCGAGCAGGUUGCAGGUCAGUGUUGUAAAGAAAGAUGUCCCGGAGUACGACUAUGUUAUUGUGGGCGCUGGGUCUGCGGGUUGUGUGCUGGCCAACAGGUUGAGCAAGGACCCCAAAUCGCGGGUUCUGCUUCUGGAAGCUGGGCCUGAAGACAGGACGUGGAAGAUACACAUGCCGGCUGCUCUGAUGUACAACCUGUGCGACGACAAGUACAACUGGUAUUACCACACACAACCCGAGAAAGAGAUGAAUAAUCGGGUGAUGUACUGGCCACGGGGUAGGGUUUGGGGCGGGUCUUCGUCACUUAAUGCUAUGGUUUACAUCCGAGGUCACGCUUCAGAUUAUGAUCGCUGGCAGAAGGAAGGUGCAUCGGGCUGGUCUUACGCAGAUUGUCUUCCCUAUUUUAGAAAGUCGCAGACACACGAGCUAGGUCCGGAUGAGUAUCGGGGUGGUUCCGGUCCGUUGCAUGUCAGCAGAGGUAAGUCGAUUAACCCCUUGUUCCAGGCUUUCAUUGAUGCUGGAGUGCAGGCAGGCUACCCUUUUACUGAUGACAUGAAUGGCUACCAGCAAGAAGGUGUUGGCUGGAUGGACAUGACUGUUCACCAGGGCCUCAGAUGGAGCUCUGCUGCUGGCUAUCUGAAACCUGUCUUGUACCGACAGAAUCUGGAGACCCUGACUGGAGCUUUCAGCCACCGGCUGUCCUUUGAUAAAAACAGAGUCAUUGGUGUGCAGUUCAAGCACAGAGAUGAGAUGAAAGAGGUGCGAGCUAGUAAAGAGGUUAUCCUCAGUGGCGGAGCCAUCAACUCUCCACAGCUGCUGAUGCUGUCGGGCAUAGGCAACGCAGAUGAUCUGAAACCUCUGGGCAUAUCCACAGUGGCUCAUCUUCCAGGCGUGGGCAGCAACCUACAGGACCACCUUGAGGUGUAUGUCCAGCAGGCUUGUACCAAACCCAUCACUCUGUACUCUGCCCAGUGGAAGUUCCCGCACAACAUGAUCCGAAUCGGUCUUGAGUGGUUCCUGAAGUCGACUGGUGAUGCAGCAACAUCUCACCUGGAAGCAGGAGGCUUUGUCCGGAGUCGAGCCGGAGUCCCUCAUCCUGACGUACAGUGGCACUUCCUGCCGUCGACUGUCAACGACCACGGCAGGAAGAUUGGGCCUUGCCACGCCUUCCAGCUUCACGUGGGACCCAUGAGACCAACCAGCAGAGGUUACCUAAAGCUGAAGUCGACCGACCCAAACGAGCAUCCAAUUAUUGUUGCCAACUACCUCAGCACCCAGCAGGAUGUGGUGGAGAUGAGGGACUGCAUACAUCUGUCGAGGGAGAUAUUCAGACAGAAGGCGUUUGAUCCGUUCAAAGGUAAAGAACUUUUCCCGGGAGAUGCCAUCAGCACCGAUGCACAGAUUGAUAACUUCCUUCGUGAUCAGUCCGACAGUGCCUACCAUCCCUCGUGCACCUGUAAAAUGGGAAGUCCAGAUGAUCCGAUGGCGGUGGUCGAUUCCCAGACGAGAGUGAUUGGAGUCGAUGGACUGAGAAUUGUUGAUGCAUCCAUCAUGCCCAGUAUCGUCAGUGGGAAUCUCAAUGGUCCGACCAUCAUGCUUGCUGAGAAAGCUGCAGAUAUGAUUCUGGGUAAAGAGCCACUGCCAAAGUCCACUGCCCCUGUGUAUGCACCCAAAACGCUGGACACUCAAAGAUAAUGUAUGUCGUUUUAGGCCGCUUUUCAAUUUCAAUGUUGCUUGUAAAAGUUCAUUUGUCCAAAGUUUUUUUUGUUAAUGGGAAAGUAAUUACUUCCAUUUAAGCUGUUUAAUAGCCUUAGGCCUAUUUGCAUUUCAUAAAUUUUGGGUUGCUUAUAAUAUGUAAAAGUAAUUACUUUUACCUCGUGGUAUUGAUGAUAAAACUCCUCCUAGUGAUUUUUCUGGGCAUUAACUUAUUUGGUAACUAGUUAUUUUGUUGUCUCAAACUUGCAAACAAAAUGUGUCUUUUGAACAGAGUUGAAUGGACUGGUUUACCGGGUUACUGUAGACCGUCAUUUGGACUAAUUAAUUAAGUUACUGUAUGGACUGGUUUACACAUAGUUUACACUGUAGUGUACACCCAAGUCAUUUGGACUGGGUUACUCUGUGGACUGAGUGAGGCUGCAAAUUUAAAACUGCUGUGAAUGCACAACACAGGCAAAGGUAUAUUAAAUAAUAAUAAUUAGUGCUGUUGUCUAAGCUUAUUGUUGAUUUACACUUCUUAUAUAGUUUAUAUUAAACAGAAUUGAUUUGUUGUUAUAGUAAGGGCUCACCCUGUCCAUUGCCAAAUUAGACAAUUGCUAAUUUUAUACAAAGUGGCUGCAACUUUCAGUCGUUAGCUAAUAAAAGAUCCCUUAAAUUAUCCACAUUUAAUAAUUUUCAAGGAAAUAUUCAAUAUAUCUGACAAUUGGUUAAGUCAAAAAAUUUGCCAGAGUGAGCCCUGUAUAUUCUUUUAAUUUGUAAUUAUUUAAUGUUUAUGUAAGUCCGUUCAUUGUGCAAUGAUCUUUUUUUCUUUUCUUUUUUGGUGUGGGUGGGAGACGGGGGUGAUAUUUUGUCAUGUUUCUGAGAAUUGAAAAUUACCUUAAAUUAUUCAGGGGUUUUGCCAAAAAGUUAGCAUAAGCUGUUACAGCCAUGUAUAUGAUGUCCUAAAUUUCAUGUGUGCGUGAAUGAAAAUAAAAGAAAAUGGUAUGCAAAACUUCAUGUGUGCCAGCGCUGGGCCUAAUGAAAUGAUACAUUUUAGAAAUGUUCUUAUAUAUGUAUUUUGAACAACUUUUGAUCAACAGGGUAACUGUUUUUGAUCAACAGGGUAACUGUUUUUGAUCAACAGGGUAACUGUUUUUGAUCAACAGGGUAACUGUUUUUGAAAAAGUUUAACUAUGUCCAUUUUUAUAAUAUAUUCUUUGUUAAAUUCAUAGGCAAUAAAUUAAACUAAUUGUCAAGCCUUUUUCUUAGAAUAACAUACUUAAAGUUGUUAGUGUACUUAAAUUUUUAUUUUUCUGUAUUGCAAUAUGUUUAUUUGAUUAUAUCCGUUAUAUUAUUUUGUCUCAUUUUUACAAUUUACAUAAAUAUCAGCUGAAUUAUGUGUCAUAUGUUUCAAAAAAAGGGCUAUUAAGUAAUAAAUAUUUUUCACAAAUAACCUCAACCUGAGUUCAUGUUGUGUA